Chrysoperla carnea is the source of this 1921-nucleotide messenger RNA. RefSeq names its product RNA exonuclease 4. Gene Ontology annotation, biological process: rRNA processing. Lineage: Eukaryota; Metazoa; Arthropoda; Insecta; Neuroptera; Chrysopidae. Gene Ontology annotation, cellular component: nucleus. The coding region runs from base 152 to 1429 and encodes 425 amino acids. Gene Ontology annotation, molecular function: nucleic acid binding; 3'-5' exonuclease activity. The record is from RefSeq and is a predicted model, not a curated record. The transcript is spliced from 5 exons.
UGUUUUUCUUCAGUUGUUAGUAAAUAAUGACGUAUUUGACAAAAAGAAUAAUUAACAAUCAAAAUUUCUGAAGUAAAAAAAUGUGCUCUAUUUUCCAAAGUCAAAGUGUGAUAUUCCAACUUUAAAGCAUAAAGUUUAUCAAAACUAGGCUAUGGCAACAAAACCUGAGAUAAAAACUAGUCCUAAAAAGCCUAAGAAGAAGAAAGAGAAUGAUAAUACUGUUGAUAUAAAACGUGGAACAUGUUCAUCUAACUGGCAAAACUUUCAAUCAAAAAAAUUAAAAACAGAAUCAACAAUGUUUGGAACUUCUUCAACACAAUCGUCAAAUACGUCAAAAAAAAUCAACCUAAUCGAAACUGCAAACAAGAUACGAGAAAAAGAAAAUUUUACACGAAAACCUAAAGUGUAUAUAAUGCCAGGCUGUAUAUCAGGAAUGCAACUUACAACUUCAAAACCAGAUUUGAAGACAUCUUUAAGCAAUACUUCAAGUAAAGAGUCUAAAUCACCAGUCGCUAAACGACGUGCGAGAGUGCAGAGUAAACGAAACCAGAUCAAUGCUGCUGCAAUCCCUUUCAUACCACGUCACACCCCAACAAACACUGUCGACUCAUCGUCAAUUCCAUUUGCCAACAUGUCAUUAUGUCACUCGGACGAACGGCUCAAGAACGAUGUACCAGGAACCGUAUACUAUAAGACCCUGCCACAGCCAACACACAUAAUGCCUAAUGUCACACGCGUUGUCACCAACACCCAAUUCAAAAUACCGGCCCAUUUAAGAACGUACAUGUGUCGAACGACAUUCCAAGUACCAUUUAUGUCAACCACAAAUCUAGCGGUCAACGAUUUAAUGUUCUUACGACAACCGGGUGUUAUUGGGAGUGUGGGAGUAUGGCCUGUUAUCAACGAAGAUGUUUGUGUGGGCAUGGAUUGUGAAAUGGUAGGUGUUGGAACGGGCCGUGAAAGUAUGUUGGCACGAGUCUCGUUGGUCAACAUGUCUGGAGAAUGUAUUUAUGACACAUUUGUGUACCCACAAGUUCAGGUUGUUGAUUUUCGAACGUCAGUGUCGGGUGUUCGACCUAAUGAUAUAAAUUUUGGGGCUGAUUUUCAUACCGUUCGGCAAGUUGUUGCUACUUUAAUACACAAUCGAAUAUUAGUUGGACAUGCCUUAAAAAAUGACUUAGAAGUAUUAGGAUUAACCUUUCCAAAAAAAUAUAUACGAGACACGGCAUAUUAUGCACCAUUUAAAGAAAAACUGAAUACCAAUGGACCACCUAGUUUAAAACGUUUAGCCAAAGACAUAUUAAAUGUUUGCAUUCAAGAUGGCGAACAUAGUUCUAUUGAAGAUGCGCGCGCCGCCAUGCAACUAUAUGUUUUACAUCGUCAAGAAUGGGAGAAACAUUUAAGGACACGCCGUUAUAAUCAUCAUUAAAUCAUUUUAUUUUAAGCAAUUGCAAUAAAAAUCGGUUAUUACGACAUUUGAAGGGACAGCGGCAACAUCUUCUGAGAGAAAUGUUAAUGACACUUUCACUAGAAAAUUAUCUUUCUCCAAAAAAAUGAGAGUCUGGUCGUUAAAAGACAAGCUUGAAUAGCAAAAUGUCAGAUUGGGUGUCCUAACCUGACUUUUUGAAGUAAAUUUGAUGACACUUUCGCUAGAAAAUCAUCUUUCUUAAAAAAAAAAAAAAAUGAAAGUCUAGUCGUCAAAAGAUAAGCUUGAAUACCAAAGGGAGUCAGAUUCGACGUCGAUAUCGAUCUGUCGCUAUAAACGAUGUCGUUAUAACCAAUUUUUACUAUAUUUUUAUGUUAUGUUAGAUGUUUACCAUAAAAUUUCUCCGUAUUUUCCACAAAAAUUUAGAAAUGUUCUUUUUUUAUCUUACACACUACAAAAAAGUUAUAUCGUGUCCCAGUUUUUAAAAUUUCCCAA